GCAGCAUCAGCGGCAGCGCAGCGCCGCUGACGUUGGUCGGGUUUAAACCGUCAACAAACUCCAACAAGUUCCCUCGGCGUUCAAACACGCUUCAGCGUGCUCCGUAAACUCCGUAAACUUACUGUGAGCCUGUUGAAUGCUUUGAAGUUAGCAGAGAUAUGCUGGAUUUCGAGGGUGUAAUUAAAGAACCAGCGACAGACAGAGACCCACGUUAUGUCAGCGCUGGACAGACCCGCGGCGGAGCUCACCGUCAUGGAUGUGUACGACAUAGCGGCGGCGCUCGGCCAGGAAUUUGAGCGGGUCAUAGACAAGUUCGGGUGCGAGUGCCUGGUUGGGGUGGUUCCCCGAGUGGUGCGGGUUCUGGAGUUUCUGGAGGCACUUGUGGGCCGCGGAGCAGCUGGACAGGAGGCAGAGGAGCUGCGCCGGGAGCUGGACAGGCUGCAGCGGGAGCGCAGCGACAGAUACGAGCAGGAGAAGAAGCACCAGAAGGAAUUGGAGCAGGUGGAAGAUGUAUGGAGGGGAGAAGUCCAGGACCUGCUGUCUCAAAUUACUCAGCUUCAGGUAGAGAACAAGAGGCUGUUGGUGAGCCUCUCGCUGAAAGAGUCCCCCGUCACGGAGGAGGACCUACAGAAACACGAAGCACAAACGUCUGAGAAAGAAAGCCAAGUAAUACAGAAGCUAAAAGACUUGGUGGAUAAACAGAGAGACGAAAUCCAUGCAAAAGACCACGAGCUAACGCUAAGAAACGAAGAUGUUGAAGCGCUCCAGCUGCAGCAGCAUCGGCUCAUCAGAGUCAACCAGGACCUUCUUCAUAGGACCGGACUGAUGGAGGCUCAGGGCAAGACGCUGAUCCAGCAGAGAGCUGAGCUGGAGGCCUCUGCCCAGGCACAGCAGCAGGAGUACGCAGCGCUGCAGAUGGAGGUCAGGAGACUGACAAAGGAGCUCCAGGAGAAGGAACUAGAAAGAGAACUUCUAGAGAUAGAAUCCCCUCUGGGAACAAGAUCUGAGAACGCUUCACCAAAAUCGGCACCAAUGACGGCUGCAGAAACCAUUCUUUCUGACUCUGUCAAACCACGUUCUGUGUGGGUGGAGUGUGGAGGGGAUCCUGGCUUCAUGGCAAAGUGCCUCGAGUGUGACAAGAGCCUCUCACUUCUGUUAAUAACAGCAAAUGGAAAGAAUGAGGGAGACCUUACUAAAGAAGAAAACACUGCAGCACAUGUUCUGACACAGUCAGCUGCUGUAGAGUCUGAGGAUGAGGCAGACAAACCUCGUUUCACCUUGCAGGAGCUGCAGGAUGUCCUGCAGGAGAAGAAUGAACUCAAAGCCCAGGUGUUCAUGCUCCAGGAAGAGUUGGCAUAUUACAAAAGUGAGGACUUGGAAGAUGACACCAAUCCUAGUGUCUCUGCCACAAAUACCCCGUCACAGCUAACUUCAGCCGAUCAGCCUGAAUCAGGAAUAAGACGGCUGAUCUUCACUGCCAUAAUGCCAAUGGUGGCUGCCGGUUUAAUCACAGAUGAUCCCACAUUGUUGCCAAUAAGAAGACUUGUUUCCUUUGUAUGACUUGUCAUUUAAAGGAAAUACUCAUCUUGACACAAAGAACUGAUUUAACAGCAGAAAUGAUUCUAAACUAAUCCUGUUGUGUUCAUACUAGACAUGGACCGGUUAGAGAAUCUUGUUGUAUUAUAGUAAUAAUCAAGCACAAUCAGAAAUGUCAACGAUAUUGUGAUUGCUCUGAUUUUAAACAGAAAAGUAAUAAGUAUUACUACUGUUGUUUAAGCAAUCUAGCCAGCUAGGCAGUUCCCUAACCUGAGAGAAAAAGAUAAUG
This is a messenger RNA of Xiphophorus couchianus (Monterrey platyfish), 1825 nucleotides long. RefSeq names its product RILP-like protein 1. Gene Ontology annotation, molecular function: small GTPase binding; protein dimerization activity; dynein light intermediate chain binding. The record is from RefSeq and is a predicted model, not a curated record. NCBI's taxonomy places the organism in Eukaryota, Metazoa, Chordata, Actinopteri, Cyprinodontiformes, Poeciliidae. Gene Ontology annotation, cellular component: ciliary basal body; cytoplasm. The coding region runs from base 214 to 1560 and encodes 448 amino acids. Gene Ontology annotation, biological process: cilium assembly. The transcript has 8 exons.